Molecule: messenger RNA, 885 nt
Organism: Cryptomeria japonica (Japanese cedar)
Lineage: Eukaryota; Viridiplantae; Streptophyta; Pinopsida; Cupressales; Cupressaceae
Exons: 2
Coding region: 1-885 (294 amino acids)
Source: RefSeq, a predicted model, not a curated record
AUGAUUGAUGAAGCAAGAACUAGAUAUGAAGCAAAGAAGGUAGGAACCUCUAGUGCACCCACCAAUAGACAAACUCGAAGUGCAAAUGUCAAGAAAGAGAAGCCCCCUCCUCCUCCAAAGAUACAAAUCAGGAGAAAAGAAAAACAAGAUGAGCCACAAGCAUAUAAAGUCCCUAAAGCUACAGGAAAAAGGAAGAAAGAACAAGCACAAAAAGUUUUUAAGGCUGUAGCAGAGGAAGAAGCAAAGGAAACUAAAUCAGAAGGAGGAAAGAAAGAAUUGAGAGCAAGUGACAAAAAAUCCAAAGUGUUUGGUGUACCCACUGUCAAAUCAGUUAAGUUGGUGCAAGUUGAGACUGAGGAUAUUUUGAAAAAGAUUUUAGGACUUGAAAAAGAAGAGGAACCAGAGAUGAUAGAAUCUUUUGAGGAAGAAGAUAUUCCUAAGGCACUAGUAAUUGAAGGUGAACUACCGGAUUUAUUUGAAAUUGAUGAGAUAUUUACUCAAAUAGAGAGAGAACCAGAAGAUGGUGCUACAUCCAUUCCUACUACCACAUCAAAAGAAGAAGUGAUACCAAAAGUGAUUCCAAUUGGUAAAGAUGAAGAGAAGACAAAGACACAAGAGCAUGCACAAACAAAUGAUUGGAAAAUCACGGAGCCACCAGAGAAAGAUGAAGAGAUGCAAAAAGACACACAGGAAAGUGUGCAAAUAAAUGUUGAGCAAACUAAAGAGUCAUUGAAGAAGGCAAAAGAGAAGCAGAAAGAAGAAGCACAAGAGAAGAAAGUGACCUACCAGUCACUUACUUCAAAUAAAAUCAUUGAUGAUGAAGAAGAUGAUGAUAUAGUAUCUAUCCAAGGACCAAUAAACAUGGAUAUGUUGAGUCCAACAUAA